CCGUGUUGCUGUUUCCCAGCGGCCUGUUGUUGCGCAGCCGCAGGAGGAAGAAGCGCCACCGCGUCGCCGCCGCCGCCGAGGAGAAGCAGAGCAGCGCGGACUUUUCCAGAUGGGGGACAGUGAUGAUGAAUAUGAUCGCAGGAGAAGGGACAAGUUUAGACGAGAGAGGAGUGACUAUGAUCGGUCAAGAGAAAGAGAAGAUCGACGCAGGGACGACUGGAAUGAGAGGGAGUGGGACAGAGGCAGAGAACGCCGCAGCCGUGGUGAAUAUCGGGAUUAUGACCGAGGUCGGAGGGAGAGAUUUACCCCUCCCAGGCAUGACAUGAGUCCCCACCAGAAACGCAUGAGAAGAGACUGGGAUGACCAUGGUGGAGACCCGUACCAUGGGGGGUACGACUUGGGAUAUGGCGGUGGAGGAGGGCCUAGUUAUGGGCCACCACAACACUGGGGUCAUCCAGACCUGCACCUUAUGCAGCCUCAUCAGGGCAUCCCCAUCCAGGCAAGGCUUGGUAACAUUCAUGACAUGGACUUGGGUCCUCCCCCUCCAAUAAUGAAGACCUUUAAGGAGUUUCUGCUGUCCUUAGAUGAUUCAGUGGAUGAGACGGAAGCAGUCAAGCGAUACAAUGAGUACAAGAUCGACUUUCGUCGGCAACAGAUGCAAGAGUUCUUUUUGGCUCAUAAAGAGGAAGAGUGGUUCAGGUCCAAAUACCACCCUGAUGAAGCCAAACGGCUUCAGGCAGAGGCCCAGAGCGCCCUGCGCAAUCGCCUGAAUGUCUUUGUGUUCCUGAUGGAGAAUAGUUGGUUUGACAAUGUCUCACUGGACAUCGAACAGACCCCGGCCAUCAUCAAGGUUCUGGAUGCAGCGGUGAUAAAAAUGGAAGGAGGGACAGAUCACGAUCUUCGCAUCUUGGACAUGCCGCCUGAAGAAGAAGAAGACCGAGAGAAACCUGGAUCUGUUUCAGGAGGACCUGAACCUUUAAAGAAAGAAGAUAUCAAAUCCUUGCUCGGAGAUCGCAAACCAUCAGUGGAGAAGGAUAAAACCAACAAGCAGGAGGAGGGUGACGCUGUCAACGCAGACAAGAUCAGUGCAGCCGAUGGAGAGGACGUGAAAGAGGAGGCAGAGAAGGAAGCUGUCAAAGAAGAAAUGCCUGAGCCUAAGAAGGCAAGAAGAAAGAGGAAACGCAGUGGCGACAGCGAUGAUGAAGCCAGCGCCUCAGAGAGUGACUCGGAGUCGGACUCUGAUUCUAACUCCAACUGCUCUGACAAACCGGAGAAGAAAGAAGAAGAGGAAGACAAAGAUGUGGAGGAAGAGGAGGGUGAAGAAGAGAAACCAAAGGAGAUAUCUGAGGAGGACAAAAAUGAGGAGAAGAAGCCCAAAGAUGACUCCCCCAGACCCCGGCCUCUGCACAAAACCUGCUCUCUGUUCAUGAGGAGCAUCGCUCCCACCAUCUCCAAAGCUGAGAUUGUUGCUUUGUGUCGGCGAUACCCUGGGUUUCUGCGUGUCUGCUUGUCCGACCCUCAUCCAGACCGCAGGUUUUUCAGACGUUGCUGGGUGACAUUUGACCGAAGCAUCAAUAUCAAAGAAGUCUGCUGGAACCUCCAGAACAUACGUCUGCGAGACUGUGAACUGGCGCCGGGGGUGAACAGGGAUCUGGCUCGGCGGGUGCGUAAUGUGAACGGUAUCACUCAGCACAAGCAGGUACUCCGCAACGACAUCAAGCUGGCUGCCAAACUCAUUCAUGCUUUGGAUGAAAAAGGAGAGCUGUGGAGCAUUAAAGCACCAGACGAGGUGCAGAGUGCUGAGUUGCCAGCUCACAACCCCAUCCUGAAGAACAUCACCGACUACCUGAUAGAGGAAGUGAGUGCAGAGGAGGAAGAGCUCUUGGGCUCUGGUAGCGGUAUGGAGCCUGAGGAGGGCACUAAGGAGGGAAAUCCUACUGAAACAACUGUGGAGAGGGAUGACAAGCUGGCCAAGGUUUUGGACCGUUUGAUCUUGUAUCUGCGGGUUGUGCAUUCACUGGAUUACUACAACACGUGUGAAUACCCGAGUGAAGAUGAAAUGCCUAAUCGCUGUGGCAUGAUCCACGUUCGAGGACCCAUUCCUCCCAACCGCAUCACGCAUGGAGAAGUGCAACAGUGGCAGAAGAUGAUGGAGGAGAAGUUGAUGCCAUUGUUCAGUUUAAAAGAAGUGCUUUCUGAAGACGAGGCUUCCAAGAUGGGCCGCAAAGAUCCCGAGGAGGAAGUGGAAAAGUUUAUUUCUGCCAACACUCAAGAGCUGGGGAAGGACAAAUGGCUCUGUCCUCUGAGUGGCAAGAAAUUUAAGGGUCCAGAGUUCGUCAGAAAACACAUCCUCAACAAACACGGAGACAAAAUUGAAGAAGUGAAAAAGGAGGUUACUUUCUUCAACAACUUCCUGAUGGAUGCUAAGAGGCCGUCGCUGCCGGAGAUGAAGCUUCCUCCUCUUCCAGGUCCAGGGCAAGGUUUACUCUCUCCCACCCUGCCUUUUCCUCCUCAAGGUCCGAUGGGCUUUGGCCAGCCGCGUCCUCCACUGAUGGGCUAUGGUGCCGGUGCACCUCCAUACCCCCCCAACCAGUAUGGGGGAGGCAGAGGCAACUAUGACAACUUCAGGGGACAGGGUGGCUACCUGGGAAAGCCCCGCAACAUCAGAAUGUCACGAGGUGAUCCACGCAACAUCAUUGAGUACCGUGACCUGGAUGCCCCAGAUGAUAUGGACUUCUUUUAGAUUCCCACCGUCACUCUUUACCAGUAUUGUGUUCUGCCUGAUUUUUUUCUUCUUUUUGUUUUUGUAGGUGUUAGAUUGAUAUAUUGAAAAAUAUUUCAUCAUGUAAUUAUUCUGCAACUACAACAUGCUUCUGUACUGCUGUAAACUCAUUCCUCAAUAAAGUUGUGAUCAAAAUUCUUUUACAUGCAUCAUAUGACUCCUCAAGUAUGAAAAAUGCAAACUGGGAGGAAAAAAACAACCCUUCUUGCAUUUUAGUAGAAAUUCAUCCGUUCCUGCGUUUCAGGCCUGCAGCAAACUGAAAAAAUAUUUAUUUAUCCAUUUGUGUUACCAUUUAUAAUGCUGCCAUCCUUCAGACUUAGAUGUUGUGGAGUUGAAGCAGGAAAGAGUUUCAGUAGCUGUUUUUUCUUAAGUUAAUUAUCUCAGGGUUUGGGGUCGUUGAUGUCUCGUUUUUCAUUUCAACAUUCCCCAGACAUCCUCUGCUGGGGACACAUCAGGGCAACCGGCAGUCCAGUCAACCGUCUAGUUCCUCAUCCGUGGGAAAGACCUCCCCCUGAAGGCAGCAUGUUUUCUUGAGUAUAAAUGUACUAUUUUUGGGUCGAUACUGAAAUCACAGAAUUGCAGAGGGCCUCGUUUUAGGGUUCUGAUAACUGGACGGUAGUUUUUGUUGGUCCAGAGCACACAGAGCCACGUCUGCUCAGAAGAGAUCUGGAAUACUGAUUUGUCUGACCACAGGACGUGUUUGUACUCUGUGGCGGUCCAUUCGCAACGAUGGGAGACCAGAGAGGCGGGCGAUACCUCCGGACCGGGGUAACCAUGAGCAUCCCCCAGAAUCCACUUGCUUGAGUGGUUGCCUCGGUUUCUCAUAAAUGAUGGGUAUUGAUUUAGUAUCUGAGAGAACGGUGAUCCCAGUCAGCGGCUUUGGCUGGAAACAAUAUCAGAUCCUGUAAACCGUUUAAUGAUAUUGUGCACCGUAGAAGUAGAGUGUGGUCGACGUGUCCAGCCGAACAUUUCUUUCUCUUGUCUUGUUCUCAGGGAUGUUUUCACGCUCUUGAUGGCAAACCAGAGCUUCUCUGUCCGUUUUUGUUCCUUCCAAGGAUCCAGCUCGUGUACAACAUCAGAUGUUUGCAAGAAUGUUCAUUAUAGUUGUGUUUACGGGCCUGAAAUGUAUUUUUGUUGACGUGUGCACACUGGGAUUAGGUUUCGGGUGUAAACUAAAGGAAAUGGAAGCAUGAAACACUGA
Messenger RNA from Cololabis saira (Pacific saury), 3983 nucleotides. RefSeq names its product serrate RNA effector molecule homolog (Arabidopsis) (gene srrt). The coding region runs from base 110 to 2743 and encodes 877 amino acids. Gene Ontology annotation, biological process: mRNA processing; primary miRNA processing. Lineage: Eukaryota; Metazoa; Chordata; Actinopteri; Beloniformes; Belonidae. Gene Ontology annotation, cellular component: nuclear body. The record is from RefSeq and is a predicted model, not a curated record. The transcript has 20 exons.